Messenger RNA from Capsaspora owczarzaki ATCC 30864, 1991 nucleotides. RefSeq lists its product as hypothetical. The transcript has 11 exons. Gene Ontology annotation, molecular function: transcription coregulator activity. Gene Ontology annotation, biological process: regulation of transcription by RNA polymerase II. The record is from RefSeq and is a predicted model, not a curated record. NCBI's taxonomy places the organism in Eukaryota, Filasterea, Ministeriida, Capsasporidae. The coding region runs from base 29 to 1942 and encodes 637 amino acids. Gene Ontology annotation, cellular component: mediator complex; core mediator complex.
CUCACUCAUUUAUCUUCCCACUGCAGUCAUGGCCUCGGAGCGUCGAACCGCGGACGCAUCUGCCGCAACCGAUCUCGGGCUGCUGCCGUCCUUCGACACCGCCGCCGAUGUGGCUGCCAGCAAGCGCAUUCGACUUGCCAUCGAGCCAGCACUCGAGCGAACUGUGCGCACCGUGGACGCGGCCGGCGUCGAGACCUACGACGAUCUGCAAACGCCAACGUCCAAGCUGCUGCAAGUGGUCCAAUAUGUCGACUUUGCGAUGGCUCCGAUGGACGAGUCAGAAGAAGGCGAGGCCGCUCAGGAGCCAACCGGAGCGCACUCUACUGGCGCAGCCGCUGAGACCACUGAGCCCGCAGCUCCGCCAGAAUGGCAUUGGAAGGACGUUCAAGAUCACAUCUUCUACGCACAAUCCGAGUCCGAAGUCCUCCUCGAUCUUUUCGCGCUGACACGCAACAAAAAGUAUCUUGCAAUCAACCACACAACUGCUGUCGAGGCUCCAGUGCCGGAUCUAGCUUUCCGUGUUGUGGCUAAGCGACAGCUUUUGGCCAAUGCUGCAGAAGCGUUGGCGAGCGCAGCUGCCAGACUUGAAAAUGCGCUUGAAACCGAGCAGUCCUUCUAUUCUCAAUUGACCAGUCUACAGCAAGAUUGGCGCAUUGUUCAGCGUGGCCAAACGCUUGGCUUUGAUGUCGGGCUUCGCUCGGCGGGCUCUCGACACCCCGGGUCUGGAUUGUAUUCCAUCCGGCGCGGGGACACGGCUGCUUCUGUCGUCAUCGAAUCACCACCAGAUUUGCAAACGGCCACUCGAUUGCGGUUUUCAGUCUCUGGCCCUGGCUUGUCGGCUACCAGCACAAUCCUUCAUCCGCCAUUCCAAGGGCAAGAGCUGUCUCAAAUUAGUUCCACUCUGGAGGCUGCACAGCAUUCCAACUUUUUGCGCGAGAUCUUUUCAGCGUUGACCAGUGACGCAUUGGAAGACGUUUCGAAUAACGCUAAUGUCGUGGGUCACUCAAUCACUGCGACUGUGGAUUCGUCAACCCGAGUGCAGUUCGACCUAGUGAGCAGUACAGACUCUUCCGAGAGCAGCUCGUCGCCCAACCCUGUGGAAUCGAUGCUGUGCUCGUCCAUCGAAACAUUCUUGGCGCAACAAGUGCGAAAAAUGCACCUACACGCGAGCAACACGUUGCAUUUCCCUUCCGUCUAUGCAUCGUCGCGACCAGCUCCUCAGAUUCAACAUGCCAAAAUUCCUGUGCUUGCACCAGUUCUCGCCAUGACACGUCACUGGAUUGUGCGGCAGCAAGUUGCGCAAGCGUUGGACAAUUUGUCCUCGCGAGUGUCCUCCAUUCACGUGGCCACGAGCUGGAUGAGCUCGUCUUCGCUGGACUCGUCCACUGCGGUUUUGACUCUGGGGACUGAAUUGCUCCAUCCAGGAAUCAUCACAAUUCACAUUCAAGGCACUCAGAUUCGAUGCCACAAUUCGGCCGUGCCAUCCACUGAACUGCUGGGGUUGGGCGAAUUUGGCGUCUAUGUCGUCUUCCAAGUAUGCGCCGCGAUGGCCAGCGGCUUGGUAGCCGAAGCGCGUUCGUUACUUCGCCGCAUCCCAAGCGAUCGAGUUGAUCUGGGACUUGACAACAUUUCUGAAUGGCAAUGCAUCACCGAGUUCCCACGUCGCAUUCUGCACGGGCCUGUUCAGCUUUCCUUCCGUCACACUGUUUUGAAUCGACUACUCGUGAUCAGUUUUGACGUAAUUCAACCAGUCUCUGCACCCAAGAUUGUCCUCCACAUUGAGCAAAGUGACGGGACAGUUCUCGACUUGCUGUCGGUGCCGCAGCCUUCUCGGCGCUCGAGCACAGCCAGUUCACCGUACUGGGUGCACUGGUCUUCACUUCCUGGCCAAACGUUCCACGAGCGGUGCCGCUUCUUGUUCUCACAAGCUGCAGCGAUUUAAUUAUUAUUUGCUCUUGAUAAAGCGGCAAUACACAAACCUUAUUCAAGUA